Molecule: messenger RNA, 429 nt
Organism: Mesorhabditis spiculigera
Lineage: Eukaryota; Metazoa; Nematoda; Chromadorea; Rhabditida; Rhabditidae
Source: the annotation of a GenBank genome assembly
AUGCGAGGUGUGCGCAUCGUCGAGUUCGAGAGCAAUGAUCUUGAGCUGAAGGGGCAGAAGAUCGACGCCGAUGUCGAGCUCUGGGAUUGCUCAGGCGAUGAGAAAUAUAACAAAUGCUGGCCGGCGCUUGGAGAUGGGACACAUGGCGUGAUUCUGGUGGCGAGUCCGGAACGGCACACUGGCGAUGAUCUUAUUCCGUGGGAACGGGAAUUUAUCGAGCGCGGUGAUAUUCCGAUGAACCGCGUGCUGUUGGUGUUACUGGAUACUGAUCAGACCGCGACCAACCACUCGGCCAUUUCCGAAUUUCGCGUUCCAUCCUCGCUCAACGGGGUCCAUUGCGUUGCUGCCUCGCUGCCAAAAGAUGGAGACACGCUGCGCCUCGAAUUCAACUCAUUCCUUGUCGCCGUCAUAUCCCAAGUCCACGACAAA